AUGCCGCGGGCAAAAGCAGAUGAUGCUUCACCGCGGUAUCAGUUCGUUGGCGGAACAACUCUCAAGGGCCGCACAGGGGGCAUCAGGUCGCUUAUGAUCCGACGCACGUUGAGCGAUCGAACCAGAGAACGUCGUGAUGUCCAAGGGAAAGCAGUGUCUACUUCACGACCGCCAGACCAUCUCUUAUGUGACGUCUGUCGCGCCUCGCACGUGGGACUGAGUUCUUCGGGGCCACCCCGCUACUACCGCCCGAUCCGCCCAAGAACAGGCCCGGCCACCAGGAUGCUCCCAGCCCUAUGCCAAACCUGCGGGGAGAGGCUUGCAGCCAUCAAGUUACACUUGUAUACGUUCCUGGCCAGCCAUAUCGACCUCUUCCUACCGUUCGACUCUAACCUCGCCGGCAUCAAAGUGCAGCAUAUUCUAAAGUUUGCGACCACCCACAUCUGGCCCAAUAUGCGGCCACUAGACUACUCUGCUGAUUGCUACCGGGGCUGGACUUUUAUGUGGGAGGACAAACUGCGGGUGUACGGUAUGCUGUGGUCCGCAUGUUUCCAGCGCGACAUGCUGCGUCUCGUGCAUGGCCCACCUGGUCAAGAAAUUGACUCGAGGGAGCAGCUACAUCUCUGGGCGCUUACGAUUCAGCAUCUACGCGAAGAAGUUGCCAACAUUGAUGCAGUGAACGCUCCGGAUGGACUCGUCCUGAGCACGCUCUUCCUCGCAAUGAACGUAGCGCCGCCCAUCAAGGCUGGCGGGGCCCCAAGUUCGUUUUCACCUCCCUUUCGGAACCUGCACUCGCUGCAAGCCUAUGGCAGCCGCCAGUUUCAUCCGAUGCACUGGCGGAUUCUGCACGAGAUCGUCCGCCGCUUUGGUGGAGUUGCGUCGCUUCGCAUGUUCGCGUUGGCGUUUAUGCUUUCCGUCGCAGACCUCAUGAACGCCGUGAAUAAUCUGGACAAGCCGGUCUAUCCAGCAUUGGGCGUUCAUGGGCAGGUGCUCGAUCUGCAGCCUCCACUCAGCCUGUUUCCAAUGGAGCCGCCGUCGAAAGCUGGCCUCGGAUUCCUGGCGCUGGGGGACUUGUCCCCGCCUAUAAGCCAGGCGGUUAUCAACAUCUUUGCAGAUAUCGGACAGUAUUCCCGUGUUAUACAGCAUUACUCCACCGAUGCAUGUACCCCGGAGGUUCUGGACCUCCUGGGCGAUAGCCGGAAUCAGGUGCAUAAUAGGGUCUUCUCUCUCCCUGAUGAGAAGGAUGACCUCCGCGUGGUUCUAGAGUGUUAUCAGGGCCACUCCGCGGCGCAGAUCGCACAAUCGCAAGAGAUAUACCUCCUCGUCCGACUAAGCGUAACCCUCUACGCGAUCCACGUGUCAUUCCCGAUUCCUCACAGUAGACGCCUACGAGAUCGGCUUCUCACCGCGCUUCGUCCUCAAUUCACCAGGCUAAUCAACCAAGUGCCAGAGUCGCUUGUCCUCUGGUGCCUGGUUGUCGCGAUCGUCAGCUCGGGCGAUUCCCCUUCCGGUCAGCUACUGGGCUUCGCUGCUAGACUGUGUUUGGCACUGAAGAUCGACUCCAAGGAGAAGUUAUUGAGGCUUCUAGGAUCCUUCGCGUGGGUCGAGACUGCGGUGCCGGAUACCGCGCCUUUCUGGACCCUCGUCGGCAAUCUGUUCGCGCAGGCGCAAAGGGCGGAGCCUGGGCUCAUCAUUUUACCGCGUCCAUCAUAG
Molecule: messenger RNA, 1713 nt
Organism: Aspergillus calidoustus
Lineage: Eukaryota; Fungi; Ascomycota; Eurotiomycetes; Eurotiales; Aspergillaceae
Source: the annotation of a GenBank genome assembly